This is a messenger RNA of Xiphophorus maculatus (southern platyfish), 3828 nucleotides long. Its product is annotated as melanin-concentrating hormone receptor 1-like. Lineage: Eukaryota; Metazoa; Chordata; Actinopteri; Cyprinodontiformes; Poeciliidae. Gene Ontology annotation, molecular function: neuropeptide binding; melanin-concentrating hormone receptor activity. The record is from RefSeq and is a predicted model, not a curated record. The coding region runs from base 248 to 1318 and encodes 356 amino acids. Gene Ontology annotation, cellular component: membrane; neuron projection. The transcript is spliced from 2 exons. Gene Ontology annotation, biological process: neuropeptide signaling pathway.
UCUCUGAAGCUGCUCAUCGAUGGGAUGCGUUUUCAAUCCAUAUCGGUGAGGGAAGCGCGCACCGGAGCACACGCACCCCGCACACCGCGUUCAGACUGGGAAAGCUUCCACAGACACAUCUGGAAUCAGGACCAGAAAGGACUUCCGCUGCGGUCCGGUUUAGGUCCAUUUACCUGAGAAAUAGUCCGUUUUUCAAGAGAAAGACGAAGAGAAAACAAAAUCCUUGCUUGAGGUUACAUUUUAACUAAUGGAUUUCUUGAACGUUUCUUAUUUUUCUAGUGGAGACUCAAAUUUAACAAGAGCUGAAGAUGAUGCCCCUCACUGCGGUGCCAGUCUGCCUGUCAUCUUUGGAAUCAUCUGUUUCCUGGGCAUCAUCGGGAACUGCAUCGUCAUUUACACAAUUCUGAAGAAGACAAAGUGUCGUGCCAAGCAAACAGUCCCAGACAUAUUCAUCUUAAACUUGUCAAUCGUCGAUCUCCUGUUUCUUCUUGGCAUGCCGUUCCUCAUCCACCAGUUGCUGGGCAACGGUACGUGGCACUUCGGUGCGGCCAUGUGCACGGUCAUCACUGCCCUCGACUCCAACAGCCAGAUUGUCAGCACUUACAUCCUCACUGCAAUGACCCUUGACCGCUACUUGGCGACUGUUCACCCGAUCCGCUUCAACCACAUCCGAACACCAUACGUAGCUGUACUGGUCAUCGGACUGGUGUGGGUCCUGUCCAUGUUCACAAUCAUCCCUGUGUGGAUGUACACUGGUCUGAUGCCUCUGCCGGAUGGACUGGUUGCUUGUGCUCUCCUUCUCCCAGAUUUGGUCAAUGACACGUACUGGUUUACACUUUAUCAGUUUUUCUUGGCUUUUGCAAUCCCUUUGGUCAUCAUCUGCCUGGUGUUCUUCAAGAUCCUACAACACAUGUCCGCCAGCGUGGCACCGCUGCCCCCACGCAGUUUAAGAGUGCGGACCAGGAAGGUGACCCGGAUGGCGGUGGCCAUCUGCCUCGCUUUCUUUACCUGCUGGGCUCCUUACUACAUCCUGCAGCUUAUCCAUCUCGGGGUGCAGAACCCAAGCAUAGCUUUCUCAUAUGCGUAUAACAUUGCCAUCAGCAUGGGUUACGCAAACAGCUGCAUCAACCCAUUUCUCUACAUUGUUCUCAGUGAGACCUUCAAGAGACAUUUCCUCCGGGCGGUGCGGCCAAUCAACAGGAAGUUCAGAGUAAACCCGAGCACCACAGACAGUGUCAGCAUGAGGAUUGUACCAGAAGGGGCUCAGCAGGAGCAGGCCUCCAGGGAGAUGUUGCCCUCCAAUGAUCCCCCACAGUGAUAAAUCUGUAAAUAUCACUGAUAAAUCUGUUUAAUCCCAGAUUUUUCCUGUCAAAAUAGGGGCUUGCUCAACAAUUGGUUAGUGGGGAAAAGCAUUGUCUAAAUGUACUCAUUUUUUGUUAAAUUUGAUCUAUAUUCACAUGAAAGAAAACAAAAAAAAAGAAAAUACAGAAUGACACUAACAUGCAGAUCCAGUCAGAGGUAUACAGGAUAAGACCCGCUGCAGGUCUGGGGGUCAAAGGAGAUGUGAAAAUUCUCAAAGGACUUGGUAAAGAGUGUUCCAGUUGUACACACAUAAACAGGUGUACCUCAAAUUAGAAUAUCAUUAAAUAGUUCAUCCGCUCAAAAUGUGUGGGUUUGUAUUUUAGGUGUUUGUUUCUGUUGGUUUGGCAGCUGCAGGAAGCCCAGUGUCCCAUUUCUUAGAGAAUUUAAGUUUUGCUAAUGACCAAAAAGGCUUUCAGUUAUUCCUGUUGCUUGUGAAGCAGAAGUUUUUUGUCUGCCAAAUUUUCCUUCGAAAGGCUUCAAUGUAGAACUCUAUGACACUUGUGCAGUAUCGACUUUCUUUGGCACACCUAUCUUGUGGUGUCAGUCUGUGUUUUUGUCAUGAAUGUGUAAGCCAUAAUAUAACAUUUCUGUCAUUUUGGUCUUACAUGGUUUUCAGUUUUUCCUGAACCUUUGAAUUUUGUCUUUUCACGGCUGUGGGCUGUUUUUAUCAAGGUGGAGUCUUGAAUUGUGUCCUUAUGCUUGUGGCUACAUAUCAGUUAUUUUAACAGUGAAUGUGAAUUUUUGUAUGUUUUGUAUGCCAGUGAAACACUGGCAUACAAAACAAGGUAGUGUUGUUUCCAUCUUGGAAAAAACAUCUCAGGGAAUUUAUUUGAUUAGGUGAAGAUUUUGCAUUGUUGUGCUUUGCAAUAUCUGAUCAAUCCGAACGGGUCACUUUUCCUAACUUUGGGUUUGAAGAUGCUAAAAAUAAUAUUUUUGCUGUUGUAUUUUUUGUUCCAUUCUCAAAGCAACAAUGCCUGCACUGCAGGAACAUCAGCCUCUUUCCUAUGAACUGACUUCAAACUUACUCUGUGCACAAUGACUGAAUACAAGUCAAAUGCACAGCAUUACUAAACAGAAACUACACUCUCUUUGUUGAUGGCUCUGGUGGUUCUAAAGAAAAUCAAUUGAAUUAAACCUUAAGUGAACAAAAGAAAUCACUGCCAAACAAAGACAAAGUCAAGACGGAAGCACAGCGUGUGCAAAAUGUUACUGUUUUCUAUGAUUAACCCCACUUGCGCUGCAAAUACUGCUCCUGUAUGACCUUUUCAGUUUUACAACCUUAUUGAAGAAUUUUUAGGCACUCUUUCUCACAGCAUUGCUUCAGUUCAUGGAGAGUUGUGGGGAUUCAUGUCGGCACAGUUCUUGUUCUUAUAUCAUAGCAUUUUAAAUCAAGGUCUGGACUUUAAUCCAGCCAUUUAAAAAAAAUCCUGUUUAUAUUCUGCUUCAGUCAUUAGGAUUCAGAUUGGCUGCCGUAUUUGUGAUUAUUGUCCUGCUAAUGUCCCAGUUUGGGCCAAGCUUUCGCAAACAGACUGAUGUGAUGGACAUUACAUGGAAAUUGCCAACCGGAUUGAUGGACAGAAUCAAAUGCAUCUCCGAAUUUUCCUCCAAAAACCUAUGAAAGCAGCAGGGUUGCACCUGUAGCUUUUCCACACAGAGUUGCUCUUCUAAUGUGCUUUUUUGUGCCAAGUAAAUAUUGAAACUGUUGAAAUCUUCUGUGUGAUUUUGUUCACUCGAGACUGGAUUUAAAUAAUCUCAGAAGUAAAGACCAGAUCAUAUUUUACAGAAAAUAUUUUCUAAUAUAUGAAAUUUUGUAUUCUUAAAUGAAACUGAACAACAUAUAGUGCAAUUAUUUGUUUAAAGCUGCAGUACACUAUUACUGUUUACUAUCAGCUGAUUCUUACUCAGCUGUCGUUCAGCCAUGCAGCAUGAUGUGACCGCAGUGAAGCUCAGUUUUAUGUUUUAUGUUCCAGCUCCUUUGACAAGGUGCAUUGCAAUGCAAAAAAAAUACAGACUGUGAUGUGUGUUUGUGUUAACUUGCAACCAGGUGACCGACCUCUGUGAAUGCGAGGUGACCAGUAAAAAAAUCUGUUAUUGUGUGCAGUGAUACAACUAAAAGAAAAGAAAAACCACUUGGCUUCGAUUUGAUUGCUCAGUCGCUAUCAGAGAAAGCCGACAAGUGGGAAUAUUUUUUCUGCUUUAAUUGUCGUUUGAUCAUUUUAUGUCCUGUGAAGUUGGAUUGUACUAUGAGCUUUCUUGUUCGGAGCUUUUCAGGCAAACUGAAACGUAAAAAAAAAAAACAAGUCAUACAUGACAGAUGGUUAGGGUAUGUUUUUGUAGGGUAUAGCAGAAACAUGUGUUCAGCAACAUAGUAGAAGGAAAAAAAGAAUUAACAUGUUCUGACCAAAGUGAUCAACAAACUAGAUUUCACCAGUUUGCAGUUCUUUUAGGAGAUGCAGCUGAAUCAAA